GAAAGGCACAGCUCUGCCCGAUGACAUGUAGCGGGACCUCUGCAUCAGCCAAGAGGAAUUAAGCUUUGUCACUCCCCACUGGGACUACCUUUCUCCUGGUAUGUGCGCAAGGAAUUCAUAUGCUGCUGCUCGCCGCCGCAGCCACCCGAGCAGCCCCGUGUACACUUUGCCAGAGAGCAGGGAGCAAGAAUGAUAGCUGUCUCUUUUAAAUGCCGCUGUCAAAUUCUAAGGCGACUUACCAAAGAUGAGAGUCCCUACACUAAAUCUGCCAGCCAGACAAAGCCGCCCGAUGGAACAUUGGCUGUGAGGAGACAGAGCAUUCCAGAGGAAUUCAAGGGCUCCACCGUGGUGGAGCUGAUGAAGAAGGAGGGAACCACUCUUGGCCUGACGGUAUCGGGAGGAAUUGAUAAAGAUGGCAAGCCAAGAGUGUCCAACCUGCGGCAGGGAGGAAUUGCUGCCAGAAGUGACCAGCUGGAUGUGGGUGACUACAUCAAAGCGGUGAACGGGAUCAACCUGGCCAAAUUCCGCCAUGAUGAGAUCAUCAGCCUGCUGAAAAACGUUGGGGAAAGAGUGGUCCUGGAGGUCGAGUACGAGCUUCCCCCAGUCUCUGUACAAGGAUCGAGUGUCAUGUUCCGAACAGUGGAGGUCACGCUGCACAAAGAAGGCAACACCUUUGGUUUUGUCAUCCGAGGGGGAGCGCAUGACGAUAGAAAUAAGUCCCGUCCGGUUGUGAUAACCUGUGUUCGUCCUGGAGGGCCUGCUGACAGAGAGGGCACCAUCAAACCUGGAGACAGGUUGCUCAGCGUGGAUGGAAUUCGCCUUCUGGGAACCACUCAUGCAGAGGCCAUGAGCAUCCUUAAACAGUGCGGACAAGAAGCAACGCUGCUGAUAGAAUACGACGUCUCCGUGAUGGAUUCUGUGGCGACAGCAUCCGGACCACUACUAGUUGAAGUUGCCAAAACUCCGGGUGCCAGCCUUGGGGUUGCCCUAACUACCUCCGUGUGCUGUAACAAACAGGUCAUCGUCAUAGACAAGAUCAAAUCUGCAAGCAUUGCGGACAGAUGUGGCGCGCUACAUGUUGGAGACCACAUCCUCUCCAUCGAUGGUACGAGCAUGGAAUACUGUACCCUCGCAGAAGCCACCCAGUUCCUGGCCAACACCACUGACCAGGUCAAGCUGGAGAUUCUCCCACACCACCAGACCCGCCUUGCCCUAAAAGGCCCUGACCAUGUGAAAAUUCAGAGGAGCGACAGACAACUUCCCUGGGAUUCCUGGGCCAGCAACCAGUGCAGCGUUCAUACCAACCAUCACCAUAACACGCACCACCCCGACCAUUGCAGAGUACCGGCCCUGGCUUUCCCGAAAGCGCUUCCUCCAAACAGCCCUCCGGCUGUGAUACCGUCGUCCUCUCCUACCUCUAUGAGCGCGUACAGUCUGAGCUCCCUGAACAUGGGCACUUUACCUCGAAGCCUCUACUCCACUAGCCCACGAGGAACCAUGAUGAGGAGGAGACUGAAAAAGAAAGACUUCAAAAGCUCACUGUCUUUAGCCUCUAGCACUGUGGGAUUGGCUGGACAGGUUGUUCACACUGAAACCACAGAGGUUGUGCUGACGGCUGAUCCUGUCACGGGCUUUGGAAUCCAAUUGCAGGGCAGCGUGUUUGCCACAGAGACGCUCUCCUCCCCGCCUCUGAUUUCCUAUAUUGAAGCUGACAGCCCAGCAGAGAGGUGUGGUGUGCUACAAAUUGGAGACAGAGUCAUGGCCAUUAAUGGAAUCCCAACAGAAGACAGCACCUUUGAGGAAGCCAAUCAGCUCCUGAGAGACUCUUCCAUCACGAGCAAAGUAACACUGGAAAUAGAAUUUGAUGUUGCAGAGUCUGUCAUCCCAAGUAGUGGAACAUUUCAUGUAAAACUGCCUAAGAAGCACAGCGUGGAACUUGGAAUAACCAUCAGUUCGCCAUCCAGUCGAAAACCAGGGGACCCUCUUGUCAUCUCAGAUAUCAAGAAAGGCAGUGUGGCGCACAGAACGGGAACUCUGGAGCUCGGAGAUAAACUACUUGCAAUAGAUAACAUCCGGCUGGACAACUGCUCCAUGGAAGAUGCCGUCCAGAUCCUCCAGCAGUGUGAAGACCUGGUGAAGCUCAAAAUCCGAAAAGAUGAAGAUAACUCAGAUGAGCAAGAGAGUUCCGGAGCGAUUAUUUACACGGUGGAGCUGAAGCGCUACGGGGGGCCUCUUGGCAUCACAAUUUCUGGAACUGAAGAGCCCUUUGAUCCAAUUAUCAUCUCCAGCCUCACUAAAGGGGGAUUAGCUGAAAGGACUGGAGCGAUCCACAUCGGAGAUCGAAUCCUAGCCAUCAAUAGCAGCAGCUUGAAGGGGAAGCCUCUGAGUGAAGCCAUCCACUUGCUACAGAUGGCGGGAGAGACUGUCACCCUGAAAAUUAAGAAACAGACAGAUGCCCAAUCGGCAUCAAGUCCCAAGAAGUUUCCCAUCCCCGGCCACUCGAGUGACCUAGGAGAUGGUGAGGAGGACUCCUCCCCAAUACAGAAACCUGGCAAGCUCUCCGACGUGUACCCCUCCACAGUGCCCAGCGUGGACAGUGCUGUGGAGUCCUGGGAUGGGUCUGGAAUAGAUGCCAGCUAUGGGAGUCAAGGCUCGACUUUUCAGACUUCAGGAUACAAUUACAACACCUAUGAUUGGAGGAGUCCGAAGCAAAGAGCCAGCCUGUCUCCGGUCCCCAAGCCUCGAAGCCAGACAUACCCAGAUGUGGGCCUGAGUAAUGAAGACUGGGAUCGGUCCACAGCCAGUGGCUUCGCAGGGGCUUCUGACAGUGCAGACGCUGAACAAGAAGAAAACUUCUGGUCUCAAGCAUUGGAGGACCUGGAGACCUGCGGCCAGUCGGGAAUCCUGAGAGAGCUUGAGGAGAAAGCUGACAGGCGUGUGUCAUUGAGAAACAUGACCCUCUUGGCAACAAUCAUGUCCGGGAGCACUAUGAGUUUGAAUCAUGAGGCUCCGACGGCUCGCAGUCAGCUGGGGCGACAGGCCAGCUUCCAGGAACGGAGCAGUUCACGGCCACACUAUAGCCAAACAACUCGCAGCAACACCCUGCCCUCGGAUGUGGGCAGAAAGUCUGUAACCCUGAGGAAAAUGAAGCAAGAAAUAAGGGAGAUCAUAUCCCCAACUCCUGUGGAGCUUCACAAGGUGACCUUAUACAAGGACUCUGGCAUGGAGGACUUUGGAUUCAGUGUGGCAGAUGGCCUGCUGGAGAAAGGAGUGUAUGUGAAAAAUAUCCGGCCAGCUGGGCCAGGUGAUCUUGGUGGCUUGAAGCCCUAUGACAGACUCUUACAGGUUAAUCACGUCCGGACGAGAGACUUUGACUGCUGCCUGGUGGUGCCUCUCAUAGCCGAAUCUGGCAACAAGCUGGACCUAGUUAUUAGCAGAAACCCACUGGCCACGCAGAAGUCGAUAGACCAGCCGGCUCUGCCCAGCAACUGGAGUGAGCAGAACAGCGCCUUCUUCCAGCAGCCCAGCCACGGUGGUAAUCUAGAGACACGAGAACCCACUAACACAUUAUAGCAGUACUUUUAUAGCAGUACAGGGCAAAAGACAAUAUCUACAUGGUGCUAAAAAAAAAACAAAAACAAAAAAACAAAAACCCUUUUAAGAUUUCUGUGACACCCGAAGCACAGAGAAUCACGUGGCAUUAACGCAAGCACAGGGGUCUUUUAAAUCUCCCUCAUGGUUCAUGUUCUCAUCCCUUCCCAACUAGAAGAGGUUUCUUUAAGGAUGACCACGCUGGUAACUGGCGGGUCCUUCUCUGCCGGGCCCAAUGGUAGAGAAUAAAGACUAAGGCAGCCCAACCCUUCCCCCAAUUAAGAUCGGAGGAAACUUUUUACAAUUCACCUUUCCUGUCACUUUUUACGGAGAGAAACAUGUUUGAAAAUAUUCUCUAUGAUAAUUUCCUGAAUGAAAUAAGUUUCUUAUUAUAAAGUCAGUCAUUAGCGUAAGAAUAGGAUCAACAUGGAUUUACAUACAGCUGGCUCUCUAGGAGAGCUAGGAUGGGUGACCGGCCAGGCCUGCCGCAGUGGGAGGGGCACAGGUAUAACACUAGGUUUUCUUAAAAUAUUUCAGCAACAAUGCACGUAGGAGACCAUAAUAGGUGGUGGUAAAUGUUUUGCCCAAAUAUAGGAAUGAUUUUAACUAAGAUGUAUGCUAUUCCCUAUGCAACAGAUGAUCAAACAGGAUAUGUCUUGUGACCUGUUUUUUUUUCCCCCCCUUAAGGACACAUUUUUUUUAAAAAAAAAAAAACCAUAAUAGCUGAAAAAUCUCUGAUAAUGAAUUAGAGUAUGUAGUCACACUGAGAAUUAGUGAUAUGAUCCUAUUUUUAAAAUCGAAGACUAAGAAUUUAAGGAGUGAAGAGGUCUAACGAAAUGAGACUCACUUUAUGGGUAGGCAAAUAGAACUCAUCCAGCUCAGACUGCUUCACCGAGGGGUGCACAGCACACUUACUUACAGCUUUCGUUCGGAGCCACACCCCUUGCUUAACUUGUAAAUACAUUUUCAUAAAGCUCAUUGCCAAUCACUGUCCCCCGAAGCAAUAAACUGUGACAGUUGCUUUAAAUGUUUGUGGGCAACUGUUUUCAUUUGUUCAGAUAUUUUGAAUAGCUACACGAAUAACUGUUAUUUGGUAAAUAUUUAAAGCAAAAAAAAAAAAACUAGAUCUGUAUAUUGAUGGUAGAAUGUCAAAACAAUUCUUUUCCAAACAUGUUCAUUUUUGGUCACUAAUACAACUGCACAGGCAAAACAUCGAAACACUGUGUCCUUUGUUUAAGGGAAAUGAUUCAUCUUUCUUUUUUGUGCAAAGAAAUAUAUGAUUUCAAACACAUUUCUGAACUGCCAGGGCAAGAAAGUAUAGAGCAGAAUCAUGUUAAGAAAAAAAAAUGAUCAUGAGUCACUUAAAUAUGUAUUUUUAUUUGUAACAAACAAGUAUUAAACUGUAAAGUAUUUUUGUACAAAUUUAAUACUUUAAUAGCAUGGUAUUUAUCGUCUAUGUAUGGUUUUGGGGAAUUCAAAAUUGUUGCAAAUAUUUGUAUGGAAAAAAAAAUCCUCUACCAAAUGGAAUAAACGGUGAUUUUAAAGAGCCAAAAUAAAAACAAACAAACAAACAAAAAAGAAAUGACCUGC
Molecule: messenger RNA, 5181 nt
Organism: Grammomys surdaster
Lineage: Eukaryota; Metazoa; Chordata; Mammalia; Rodentia; Muridae
Gene: Grip1
Product: glutamate receptor interacting protein 1
Exons: 25
Coding region: 190-3573 (1127 amino acids)
Biological process (GO): neurotransmitter receptor transport, endosome to postsynaptic membrane
Molecular function (GO): nuclear glucocorticoid receptor binding
Source: RefSeq, a predicted model, not a curated record